CUCUCUCUCAGUUCUCACUAAAGGUCAAUGGACAGUAAGUGAAGUACUAGAUUCUACUGAUCUUACUAAAGAGGCCUAUCAACACAAAUAUCAAUCAUUCCUUAAAACAAGACAAUGGUGGCAAGAUCGUUGUUCUAUAGUCUAUCCAACAGAAAAGGAAGUACAACAGCAGCAGUACAUACAAGUACUGCAACACGAGUUAAGAGUAUUUGAAGUAAAUAAAACCUCACUGCAGGAAGCACUCCUUGAGGCUAGUCAGCAAGGUGAUGUUACUGAUGAUACUUACACUAAGACUCCUCCUCCUCCUGCUAGUGUUGAUGAUUCUAAAGUGAAGAGUUCAAUACAAGAAUGGAAGAACAUUACUGAAGAGAUUGAGAAACUUAAAGCUAAUAUAAUGAUGCUGACUGAAGAGAAAUCAGAAUUAGAGGAAAAGAAUGAGAAUUCAACUGAAGAGAACGAGAAACUUAAAGCUAAAGUUGUUGAUAGUGAAACUUAUAUAGCCACACUGACAGAGGAGAAAACUUUAACUAAUGAAGAGAAUGAGAAACUUAAAGCUCAAGUAUCUGACAAAGAUAUGCUGAUAGCUAAACUGAUGAAGAAAGAGUCACAACUAAAGGAAGAGUUGCAGUCAAUGAAAGAUAUUUCAACUGAUACUAAGAGUAUUCAAUGUGACUACUGGACUAAAGCAGAAUUACCAUUUGAUGGUAUGGUAACAUUGGGUAAGAAGGUCUGUCUGUAUAAUGCUAACAGUAGUCAUGAGUUAGUGUUGGAUGAAUGUGGUCUUACACUCUCUCUACCUGAUGGACUUUUCUCUCCAGCGGAUAGCACUGUCUAUGAAGCUGCUGCUCAAGGUCUAUGGGGAGGAGAUUUUGAGUUCCCUGGAGGCACACAUCUGAUCAGUAGUGUGUGUUACAUAUCUGUGUCUCCUACUGUUCCUCAACUGGAUAAACCAGUGACUGUAGAGCUAGUACAUUGUGCUCAUUUGAGCUCUGAAUCUCAGAGUGAAUAUCUGAGCUUUGUAAAAGCUGAGGUUCAAGCUGGUAGACAGUGCGGCCCUUUUAAGUUUGAGUUGUUACCAGGAGGAUCAUUCUCACCUGAGUCUCAGACUGGUACUAUAGAAUUGAAGAGUUUCUCACUGGUUGCUAUUGUGAUGGGUGUUGCUGCUCUUGUUGGAGUAGCAGGAUAUGCUGUAAGAGCCUUUACUAGAGCUCCUGCCAUGAAGUGUCUUGCUUUAAUUUAUAAAAAAUGUUUUACUGACAAGGCAAUGAUGAGUCUAGCUGCAAUACAGAAUAUGGGUCAUUUAAAAAAGUUGAUAAAGGAAGACAGCAUUGGCAUAGAGACAUUACUGGGUACUCAGAUAUCAAGCUUUCAUUUUCAAUUUUCUGAUGACAAGUCACUUGAAGUGAAAGACUUUCCUUUAGAUACAAUUGAUGGUUGGAAGAUAAGUCCAUUCAAUCCCCCACUGAUAAGUAAAAAUAAUGUUGUUGAUUAUAGCAGUUCAAGUGCUGAGCCUCCAUACAUUCAAGUAUCAGUAAAACCUGAUCAGUCCAAGACUGAACUUGUUGCUGAUGAGAUGUCCCAUGCUUUAUCUAUUGAUGGUAUACAAACAUCAUCUGAUGCAUCUACUGUUCAAUGGAAUAUUGAAGUAUCUAAGAAUGAAUUAUUAUCAGCUACUCCUUCACCAAUCAUUCGAACAGUUGUUACUGCCACAGCAACUGAAAGUGUACGAGCAGAAAUUAUUGCACCAGUUAUGCCAGAAGUUGCUUAUAGAGUGAUGUCAGAAUGUAUUUCAGCUUUCAAACACUGUGGGAUUGAUCUUCACUUCUUAGCAGAGAAGUUAUUAGAGAAGAAGAUAAUAAAUAAUAGACAAAAGAAGAAAACCACUGAUGAACACAGUGGACGUACCACUGACCAGAGAAUGGAUCAACUACUUGACAUUAUUAAAGACUCUGUACAACAAGAGGGAAAGGUUUUUGAGUAUAUUUUAGAAAUACUCAAAGAUGAAGAUACCAUACUAGCUAACAAACUGUAUGAUGAUAUGAUUAAUAAAUAUGAACAAUAUAAAUCAUUGUAAUAGUACGUGCUAACAUGACCUUUUUUAUUAUUAUUUCAACU
This is a messenger RNA of Amphimedon queenslandica, 2115 nucleotides long. RefSeq lists its product as uncharacterized. Lineage: Eukaryota; Metazoa; Porifera; Demospongiae; Haplosclerida; Niphatidae. The coding region runs from base 395 to 2074 and encodes 559 amino acids. The transcript is spliced from 11 exons. The record is from RefSeq and is a predicted model, not a curated record.